Messenger RNA from Mastomys coucha (southern multimammate mouse), 1044 nucleotides. RefSeq names its product vomeronasal type-1 receptor 4-like. Gene Ontology annotation, molecular function: pheromone receptor activity. Gene Ontology annotation, cellular component: membrane. The transcript has 2 exons. NCBI's taxonomy places the organism in Eukaryota, Metazoa, Chordata, Mammalia, Rodentia, Muridae. The record is from RefSeq and is a predicted model, not a curated record. Bases 124 to 1044 code for a protein of 306 amino acids. Gene Ontology annotation, biological process: G protein-coupled receptor signaling pathway.
GAAAUAGAUGAUACUGUGAUUCUUGCACAUACAAGUCCCAACUUAGAAAACUUACUAUAAUACUGUAUUAUUCACAGAUGUGAUUAUUACCAUAAUUUAAAGGAAAAAUUGCUGAAUGAUGUAAUGGAGUCCAGGAACAUGGCAAUAGGAGUCGGACUCUCACUUCAGAGUACACUUGGUAUUCUGGGAAAUUUCUCUCUUCUUUUCUACUAUCUAAUCCUCUAUCACAAUGAACACAUAUUAAAGAUCAUAGACAUGAUUCUUAUACAUGUGUUUAUAUCUAACUCCUUGAUCAUUAUCUCCAAAGGUUUCCCCCAGAUAAUGGGAGCUUUUGGAUGGAACCAGCUAUUCAGUGAUGUUGGGUGCAAACUUAUUUUAUAUUUUCAAAGACUUGGCAGGAACAUGUCCAUCAUCACCACUUGUCUCUUGAGUAUCUUCCAGGCAAUCACCAUCAGCCCCAGGAACUCCUGUUUGAAGAAAUUUAAAGUCAAAUCAACAAAAUUUAUGGGCUUGUUCAUUUCUCUUGUCUGGAUCUUGUUUAUGCUAGUAAAUAUGAUUUUCCCUGUGUAUACAUCUACCAAGAUGAAUAGCAAAAAUAAGACACAAAAGAGAGAUUCUGAAUUCUGCCAUUCUCUAGGCCGUGACAAAAUAGUAGAUUUACUGUAUACAGCAUUUUGUGUGUUUCCUGAAGUUGUAUUUUCUCUGCUAAUUGUAUGUUCUGGCACCUUCAUGAUUGUAAUACUUUAUGUACAUAAAAAGAGGGUUCAACACAUCUUCUGUACUCAUAUUUCUCCAAGAAGGUCCCCUGAAAACAGAGCCACACAGACCAUCUUGAUUCUUGUUUUCACCUUCCUAGCAUUUUAUACUCUCUCUUCAAUUUUACAAGGCUACAUUGCUCUUUCACAUGAUCCUAGUUGGUGGAUAAUGAAUACCACAGCCAUCAUUUCUAUGUGUUUUCCUACUUUAGGGCCAUUUGUGAUGAGUCGUGAUUUCGCUAUUUCCAAAUUCUGCUUUGCUUGGAUAGGAAAUAUAGAAAAACCAUGA